CUCAUACAAUUACAAGAUCUUGAUGAUGCAAGUAAUAUUUCUGCUGUAAUUGAAUAUGAAGCUCUUAUUCAAUUAGAAAAUAGACUUUUACUAAGUAGAAAAUCUUUAAAAGAUUUUUUUGAUAUAUCAAUUUCUCCUAUUAUUUCAAAUAUCAGUAAUAAUGAAAAAGCAUUAAAUCACUUGAUACGUAAAAAGAAAUUCUAUAAUAUAACAGACUUACAAGCUGAAUUAUAA
This is a messenger RNA of Racocetra persica, 234 nucleotides long. NCBI's taxonomy places the organism in Eukaryota, Fungi, Glomeromycota, Glomeromycetes, Diversisporales, Gigasporaceae. The record is from the annotation of a GenBank genome assembly.